UUUAAGAUAUAUUCUGAUGUCACUGCCUUUUGGGUUCUUUCUGAGUAAGAGUAACCAUUUGUGCUGGUACAGUUACUUGACCAUUGAAUAUGCUGGGGCAGAUUUGCUGUAACAUUUAUCAAGCCCAUUUGUCAAAACAGGAAAUUCACUUUUUUCCGUUUGUAACAAAUAAACAAUAGUGUCAUUUCGAGACAAAUUAUAUUUAAAAAUUUUGAUUUAGGCCAGUCCAAAGUCUCUUUAGCUCAUUGAGUUGGUGCCUUUUUGGUGAACGCAUAUGCGAACGAUAUGCAAAUAAAUUUCCUACAAGGGUAGAAAAGCAGUAAGAGGCCCCGGAAAAGGAAAACAGUCAUAACACAACAUGGCACAACGCGUCUUACAUACAUACAAAUACAUAAAUAAACGUGUAGCAAAAUGUAUCUGCAUAUGUAUGUAUGUAAGUUCAUCGUACAUAUACAUAUGUAUACAUAUAUUUGUGUUUGCUCUAACUGGUAUCGGCAUAUCGACUUGAUUUUUGAACUUCGCGGGGAGAAGCAACUCACUUUGACAAAACUUCAGCACAUCAGCGCAAAACGGUGUGGCGCACAGAAGCGCAGCGUACAGUGCACUCGCAGCCAUCCAUCCGUACAGUUGGAUGUCACCGACAACGACGGCAACGACAACCAUUAGCUAUACGUAAACUCCAAAAACAAAAAACAUAAGAAUAAUUAAAAACAGAAAGAGGCAGAAGUUACGGUAGAAAAAGAAGCAGCAACAACAGAUGUCAUCAGAAAGACGACGUGUGAUCUUGAUCUUGAUCUUCUUUGAAACAUUGAAUUCAGCACAGUAAAUAACAACACAUAAAGAGCAGCAACAACACAAGUCACAGUUGCCGACAUCGGUGUUGCUGUCGCUAUUACUGUUGCCAUUGUUAUUGAUAUAGUGCCUCCGCUGUUGCAACUACAGUUUUUGAUGUGAACAUCGCUCAGCCUCAUUACGGAUAUAUUUUCUCUUAACAAUUACUUAUGUCUUGCUUUUACAUCUGAGUGUCUACAUACGAAAUUUACCAUAUAUCGCACAAUAAUCGUAGCAAAUGAAAUUCGUGCCUAAUUUUGAUGUUGAAGCUAAUCUUAGUGGAUUUGAGUGUUAUUGCGCCAGUGAAAUGUUCUUAUCUACAACAUUUAUGUAAAUGCGGCAAAGUGAAAUGUGCAAAUAAACAAUAUAAACAAAAUUGAGCUUAGCAAAGUCUAAUUAAAUAAUAAAACUGCGGUGGAGCUAGCCAAUAAAAAAGAAAUAAAAAGUAAAUAAAUACACAAAAAAAUAAAUUAUACUGACUUGCAAAUACAUACAUAUAAAAGUUGAGUCAUAAAAUAUAGAUUAAGAAAGCGAACCAACUUUUUAGUACCAAAACGACUUACAUAUACUCAUAUACAUAGUAACACAAUGACGGCGCAUGAGCAACCGAUUAGCUACUUGGACAGCAUCCUGAACGAGGAGGAAUCACGCUGUGAAUACAGUCAUCAGUGGCGCAAUUUCACAAUCUCACGUUCGGGCCGUUUCAAGUCGAAGAAUCGCAAACGCGACGUUGUCGAUGGCAAACUCUUCGAUGCGGGUAAUGCGCCCAAUGCGAUGUCGGCAGCGUCCAAGAUGCCGUCUGCAGCAGUUGCGGGCCAUAGUCGUGUCAUGGCAUCCGCUACCAUGAAUCCACACUACAAGCAGGAGCCGGAUAAGAAUGCUUUUCGUCAACCUUCAGCAAUGUCAAGCAAACUUUUUUCAUCGCAAUCCAUGGCAUCAACCUCCGCCAGCUCAAGUUCAAGAAAUGCGACGAUGCGUGACAAAGCUGAGAGCUAUAAAAGUUACUACGAAACGAAUUUAUAAAUGCCACCUGCAUAUAAUACGCAAAUUAUAUAUUUGUUUGCGUAUAAUUAAUUUUUUAAUUAAACUUAAUUGUGAAAGGUAAAUGAAAGCGCUAUUAUUUUAUACAUAUUUAACUUUUAACAUUUUAUUUUAUUUUUAUGUGGAAAAAUUAAAUUCACAAAAUUAACUUUUGUUUAGGUAAAGCGCUUAGUUAGUCCUUAAGUAAAGCUACAUAUUUAAAUACAAAAUUAGCUCUUUCUUUAAGCAUUCGAUUGUUUUCAUUAUUCAAAGGAUUCCUUUUUUCACUAGUUUUAACUAUGUGCCAACGUUUCUAAUAGAAAGAGUUAUAAGAGUUAAUAUAUUGUUUUAACAGCUCAAUCGACAAAAGCGGAAAUCGUGAAACUAGUGACAUAAAUUCUAUU
This is a messenger RNA of Bactrocera oleae (olive fruit fly), 2255 nucleotides long. RefSeq lists its product as uncharacterized. NCBI's taxonomy places the organism in Eukaryota, Metazoa, Arthropoda, Insecta, Diptera, Tephritidae. The record is from RefSeq and is a predicted model, not a curated record.